CCGGCGGGCGAGGCUGGGGGCCCCGGAGAGCGAGCCGCAGGGCGGAGGGCGGGCGCGAGCGCGGCGGGCGGCGGCGGCGGCCGAAGCGCGGCGGCGGCGGCGGCGGCCGAGAAGAUGGCGGACGGCGACAGCGGCAGCGAACGCGGCGGCGGCGGCGGGCCCGGCGGCUUCCAGCCCGCGGCGCGCGGCGGCGAGCAGGAGACGCAGGAGCUGGCCUCGAAGCGGCUGGACAUCCAGAACAAGCGCUUCUACCUGGACGUGAAGCAGAACGCCAAGGGCCGCUUCCUGAAGAUCGCCGAGGUGGGCGCGGGGGGCUCCAAGAGCCGCCUGACGCUGUCCAUGGCGGUGGCCGCCGAGUUCCGCGACUACCUGGGCGACUUCAUCGAGCACUACGCGCAGCUGGGCCCCAGCAGCCCGGAGCAGGUGGCGGCGGCGGCGGCAGGCGCCGAGGAGGGCGGCGGGCCGCGGCGCGCGCUCAAGAGCGAGUUCCUGGUGCGCGAGAACCGCAAGUACUACCUGGACCUCAAGGAGAACCAGCGCGGCCGCUUCCUGCGCAUCCGCCAGACGGUCAACCGCGGCGGCGGCGGCCCCGGGCCCGGCGGCCUGCAGAGCGGCCAGACCAUCGCGCUGCCCGCGCAGGGCCUCAUCGAGUUCCGGGACGCGCUGGCGAAGCUCAUCGACGACUACGGCGGCGACGACGACGAGCUGGCGGGCGGCCCGGGUGGCGGCGCGGGGGGCGCGGGCGGCGGCCUGUACGGCGAGCUCCCGGAAGGCACGUCCAUCACUGUGGACUCCAAGCGCUUUUUCUUCGACGUGGGCUGCAACAAGUACGGCGUGUUCCUGCGCGUGAGCGAGGUGAAGCCGUCCUAUCGCAACGCCAUCACCGUCCCCUUUAAGGCCUGGGGCAAGUUCGGGGGCGCCUUUUGCCGGUACGCGGACGAGAUGAAGGAGAUCCAGGAGCGGCAGAGGGAUAAGCUGUACGAGAGGCGCGGCGGCGACGAGUCGGAGGGCGAGGAGGUGGACGAGGACUGAGGCCGCCGCUUCCCCCAUGGGCCCCCCCGCCCCCCCCCCCACCAUCCCCUUGGCUGGAGAGCCCCCUUCCUGCUUUUCCCCAGGGGGCUAGUGGAAGCGGGGCAAGGGGGCCCCGUCGGGAGCUCACAAAGUUCAAAAACAGAACAGUUCAUUGAAAGAAAUAACUACAAGAGAACCAUCGCGGACAAUUCGAGGAAAGCAGCAAAGUUCCGAGGAACUGACCCCGACCAGCCUGCAGAACGGAGGCAGACGGCCUGAGCGAAGGCUUCUCGGUUUCCAUCGUUUCCAGCCGGGGCACGUGACCCGGUCAGGGCAGCCCUGCAGGGGCACAGAUCCCCUCGUGCCCGGGGCCAGGGAACACUCGGAUUCCCCAAACCCAUCCGAGACAACUGCUUUUGUGUUCUACCCGGGGGUCCUGGCCUGACGAGCUCACCGGGCCUCAGUGCUGUGGGGUCGGUCUCCACCUCUAUUGAGAUCAGCAUAUCUAGGUCUUCGUGGAAUUCUUGAGAAGAGAGAGGCCUUGGUCUCUGCCCCGUUCUGAGGGUGCAGGUUUCGUGAAAAGGAGCGCGACUUCUAAUAAUCAUGGACAGGGCAGAAUGAGAAUUCAGGAAGCCACCAGGGAAUAUAGAAAGAAAUUGGGUCCAUUUCGUCUAAAAUGGUUUUGCGUGGAACCAGGACCAGUGUCUUUGUCUCUUUGUGGCUUUGUUUUCCUGGAUGCCAAGGGAUUCAGAUGUCAUUUCUGCAACUAGAAUCUGUUACUAAAGGAUUUUAGAAGUUGGCCAAGGGUUUUUUCAGAGCCAAGGGUUGUUUUACAUUGGGGGUUGCUGAGGUGGGCACAGGAAGAAAUGUGACAUUAAGCACAAGGACUGUCGUGAGUGGCUUAGUUGAUGCUCACUGAAGUCCUUCCCCUGGUUUCCAGGCACAGAGGUCCUCACCAUGAGAUGGCUUAGGGGUGAAUGAGAGCCAGAUCCCUGUGGCUGUUUCACCUGAGCCACUGAAUUAUGGCUAAUUCAGCUGUUUGGGCCACUGGUUGACUGGAUUUUCAACUUGAAGAUAAAACUUGAAGAUACCUACAAAAGGAACAGUGCGGCUGCAAGCCUGAGCUUUAAUGGAAUAUACGUCCUCACAGAAAAGUUGGAAAUAACCAAAACUGAAGUCUUCACCUACCUUCAGUUCCGUCUGUGGAUUUGUUGAAAUACUAAAGAUCCUCAGGUCCAGAAUUCCAGCAUCAUUUUUUUCUUUCUAAAGUAAAUUUUUAAGAACUCGAUCCAUUGUUUCAGUACCUCCCGAUCAAAGUUGGCAAAUGAUGGAUGAGAGUGAUUGGAGCAGUGCGCCCUUUAGAAGCUGAAAUCCAUCGGGGUGGAGAUGAAGGGAACGUGCAAUGCUGACCGUGUCCCGGAAGCAUUUUUCUACCAUCUUGAAAUUUCAACAGACUGGCCUUCGCCAGUUUAUCCAGCUGUUUUUCAAGAAUAAAAGUUGGGGUUUUCAAGGAUCGCCUCUUCUAUAUUUUAAAUGGAUUUUCAGUAGAAAUGAUUUUUACUAAUCAAGUACAUCCCUCCCCAUCACCAAGGUAUUCCUAGAAGUGGCACAGACCUAGGCGACUUGGAAUUGAACGGGAGCUAACGUUCUUUCCCAAGUUUGUAGCUGUUCUUUGGGUAACACCUUCUCAACCAGGAGGCAAGUAACCCCACCUCCACAAUCUUAGUAUUUUUCUUUUUUAACUGCAUGCCUGCCUUUAAUCUGAGCUGCCAUUUAAUUUAUUGCAUACCCUUUAUUAUCUGAGUUUGGUAUUAUUCAAUCUAUACAAUCUUUUUGUAUUUAUUGGGAAAUAAGUAAUCUACAAAAAGGUCAUCUUCAUGCAUCGUGGCCGAGAGGGAGGGAAAGAACUGUACAUAAAAUUAGGCUUUUUUUAAAAAAUUAGACUAUGAUUCAGAAUAUUGUUGAUCUUAGGGUUUUUUUUUUUUAAAAAAGUGGAAGAGCCACAAACAUUGGUGCCCUUUUCAGACUAUUUCUCUACUCUCAUCCUCCACAGUAGACUUUUUAAACGGAUUUUUUUUAAAGCUUUUCCUUUUUUUAAAAAACUUUCUCCGUCGCAAAGAAUGUUUCCUAAAUUGUAUGGGAGCAAUAGUAUUUUUGAUGUUUUAAGGACAUCCGUAUAUACUCGUACUGUAUUUUGUACCACAAGGCAGCUGUUUUCAAUAAUGUCCUGCUGUAUUGACCUGUGUGUUUUGAGUGUUGAUUUCUUUGCUGCGGAGAACAGAUCCCUAAGCCGUUUUAGGAAGGGCGCGCCGCGAAGCCGGCGUUCGAUCUGGAGAAGCUGUUGCGGUUUCCAGCUGGGAGGCAGCAGGGAGAAACCAGGUUGCAGCCCUCCGCUCACUGCUGUGACUUGUUCAUUCUCACACCGUGUACAGUUCCCGUUCAGACCAACUUGUUUUGCUUCGGUGGUGGCUCCGUUGCGCAGCGGCAGCGAGCCCGUUCGAUUUUGCUAAGGUGCAGUACCUCCCCUUUGCAAGGGGCUGGCGCAUUUUUCCUUUUCUUUUUGUUUGGCUGAAUUGCAGUAACUGGCCUUGCCCUUCUAGUCUGUAGAAGUGACAGGGUCUUCACAGUCCUUCACCAGUGGCUCCUAAGCUAUAAUUAGUUGAAUAGAAAGAAUGUGGAAGUGGUCUGAGGCGUAUAGAACAUAUGCCAAGAACACUACCAUAUAUGGCAUCAGCUUUGGUUACCAGAGAAAUUUUCUUAGUCAUUAGACCAUGUAACAGUAAUAUAUCAUAUGUAAAUCUUUAGAUACCAAUUUGAGAAUCCUCCAAAAAAAGGAGCAAAGAAUGCAUAAGCUAUGUGUUGGAAAAAGUAAUUUAUAUUAAAAUUUUGACCUGCCUAUGUAAGAUUAAGUGGUAAACGUCAUAGUGGUGGGUUUGUAAGUCUUAACCGAUCUCUGAGGUUAGUUUGUCCUGCAGGAGUGGCUCCCGGCCUCUCUCUUCACUGCAGGGAGAUGACAGAAGGGUGUGGGUCGGUUGUAGCAUUUCGCUGACCCCCACUGCACGCACUGUUCUGGGGCAGUAGAAGUCCGCGGGUCAGAGAGACCGCUCUUUUGAUGAGUGGCCGGGUACCGAGGCCAGAUUUCAGAACUCGUUCAGAAGCAGCGCUUAGCAAAGGAAAUCUGUUAAUUCCGAUUAGAAAAUGGCAUUACAGACUCUGGGAAACAACCAGAUUUUUGUUGUUCUGGUUUUCAUCCUCUACUAUGAACAGUGAUGUAGAGCUCGUCCUUCCACCUUGGCAAAACUCCCAGCUGAUCACAUGUUCAAAACAGUCCGGUUUCUAAGAAGCGGGGAACGAGGAUCCCUUCUGCGGCUGUGGGCAGAGUGUUUCUCAAGCCGGUGCCGCGUCGGCCCGAGCAGUCCAGUCGCUGGAACGGUGGAAUCAAAAGAGCGAAACUGCGUGGCGACAUCCCGCCGUCGCCUCGUGGUUUCUAUGGUCCCCACUCUGGUUCGAGUAGGGGGACGGUUCUAGUCCGCGGAGAAAGCCUUCAGUGCAUUUACUGCACAGAGCGCCACGGGACUAUCCAUGGCACCCAGAACUCACAGUGGAAGCCCAACGGGAAGCGCAGACACCCUGAGCUGCGGUGGGAGACGUGGAGUCGGUCAGGAGGGCUGUGGCCGUGACACACGGCUGCUUGUCAGGUCACUUUCCACAACAGUUUGCCGCCUGCCUGCCGGGGGAGGGGCUGGGGGUGCUGCAGGGGGUGCGGGUGGCCCGGCCCCUCCCUCGCCUGGCAGUCAAUUGCAGGUCUUUCAAAGAGACGCAAGCUUCACUUUUCUCAAAACAAAACAGUUGUCCUGUCUUAUCUGAAACGAUGCAGGGUCGUGGGCAGAAGAGGCUGGUUAUAGUGCCCUCAUAUUGAGUGGUCUGAAAACGGCUGCACACUUCAGGCUAGUUGUUGAGGAUGCUUUGUUCCGUGUGACCUUGACCGGCCCUCAGUGUGUGAGUGUUGGGGGGGUAGCUGACCUGCACAAGGUGUCGAGACGGAACUAUCCCUGGGCGUCCGCCUUGCUCUGGAGGCGGGCAGCCUUAGGGGGAAGCUUGAGUGUGUCAGCCACGCACAGAAUUCUUCACUGUAAAUUUUGUUUUCAUUUUUAACCCACUUUGCGGUACUUUGUCCAAUGCACAACUGAUCUCUCAGUAGAUAUUCAUUUGCAAAUAGCGUGGCCUUGAUCAGUGAGAGGGAAGGAGGGAAGUGACCUCCGGUGCGGGUGCGAAAGGGGCUCACCGAGAGGCCUUGCUCGGGCCACUCUUGGCGUUGGAUGCGCAUGUGGUCCGGCUCCUUCCCACCUGGGGAACGUUCCUGGUUUGACCCUGGAGUUUCAAUUCAAUUGAGUUGUCUUCUGUUUUUAGGAAGGAUCAGAAUUGCUCUGAUAAGUAACAAAGUUGACUGCUUUGGUGUCCAAUCUCAGGUUUUAGAAUAGGGAGAGUGGUGUAAAGUGCCACUGUUGACUCUGAAAACAGUUUUAAUGUAGUACACCCUAAAAGUCACAUGCAUGAGGCCUGUUCAGAGAGCAGAGCCUCCCGCCGUUUUGCUCCUUUUCUACUUUGUACUUCACUUGAGAAAGUGUCGAGUGAUCUUACAUUGUAUAUUUCCAUUGGAACCCCGACAUAUUUCUCAAAGAUAAAGCACUUUUUGAUAAUGAAAUUCAUGGGAUCUUCGUGUGAUGUAGAACAUGGUUUCUCAGGCUCCCUUAGAUAAUCUUAUGGAUAUUGUUCUGUGUAAGAAGAGUGAGAAUCUUUGCUAAUGUUAGGAAGUUUGUAUUACUGAUCCAGAAUGCAUUCUGCUAGCUUCCAGUCGAUGGGAGAGUAAACAAUGCUGCAUUCACAAUUUAAUAAGUUACUUUCCCUUAAGCCUUAAGGUAACUUUUUUUUUUCCUGCCAACAACAGCACUGAAGUUAGAGUAAGUGAAUGAGAUGAUCCAUUUUCAGGGUUGGUUUUAGAGUACUGUAAAUCCACGAACUGUCUUCCGAAACAUACGCUGUCCCCCUUGAGUAACCUAGAUAAUGGGCACAUGGGCGGCCUGGGGGAUAGGUUGUAGAAAAGAAAAAAGAAGGAAAACCACAUUUACCUAAGAAAAAUACACAAGAAGUGCGCGUCGGCGCCCCGUUUUUGAAAUUGGAGAUAGAGGGCGGAAAUGGCAAACUAGAACGUCACUUGCCCAGUUUCUAAAUCUAGGAAAGCAAAGUCAUUGAUUUUCAACCCCCCCCCCCCCCCGCAAAGUUUCCAUAGCUCACUCGGGGACAGUGAGUUCUUUUAUCCCAGUUCCCGAGGUAAAGUCACUGUUCCUGGUCCUUGGUCUUAAAAUGAAGUUUCUUUACUGAUGGCUUCAGCAGACCAUUCUUUGAAUAAAUGUGGGCCAGUUGUCAGGGUGAAAAUCUGAUUGGGAAAGUGAAAACAUGAUAAAGGCGUAUCAUGAAGACUGAGCACUCUGGCACGUUCCGGGUGAUGCCCCUUACCCGUGACCCAAGUCAGACUUCGAUGAAUGUAUUCUGAGUUUCCUGAGGAAAUAGGGACUGUGCCGUCAGCGUGACCACCCUUGUUCACCAUCUCCCUUGUGUUGCAAUUCUGGCUCCUGCCUUUCAAGUCAGAUGUGCGGGUGGGACUGGCCAGGCCCCGCUCUAACGGCGCAGCUGCCGCAUGGGUCAUCCCCUGCUCCGUGGGCCCCUCGUCGCGGGAGGAACGAAGCUUCAUUUGAAGCCAAGUGGGGGUUCUCCCCCGUGGGGGUGUGCCAGCAGACGGUCUGAUGAGGGGGCCUGGCUGUACUUAAGCGAGCUUGAGGUCGGGAGUCCAGGAGCAAAUCUCGGGGGCCCUGUGUGUGAGAGGUCUGCGGACCCCGACAAGGGAGGGUCCACUGUGUCGGUCGGGGGUGACCUGGAGGCGGUCCUGCUGAGGGCAAGCGGGAGAGCCCCUUCGUGCUGCCUGUGUGCGAGUGUGUCUGUCUGUCCUGCCUCUGGGAGGUCCAGCGGCAGACUGCAUCCCCGGUGUUCUUGGCGUCGGCAGAUUGGGCUGUUCAGAACGGCCUGGCUGGAAACAAUGGCAGAGGGAUGUUCCUUCUCUUUUUAAAUUCCGUUUUCAGAGACACAACUGCAGGGAGAGGCCCAAGAACACUGCAGGACCAGACUCUCUAGAAGCACGUGUGUCGUAGGCGUCAGGCGGUUUUCGCUGUUCAUUGCUCGGACACAAGGCCUGGACCCGCAGGGCACCCCACGCACCAAGGCUUUCCGGCCUGGGGGAGUUCACGGGGUUGUGCAAGCCCGAGCACGGGGCGCGCUUCUCGAGCCUCACCCCACCGGCUGCGGUAGCAGGAGGCUGUUGCCCUGGGUCUUCUGCAGCGACCCUCAGUGCUGGGGGGAUCACCGAGACCGUAGGUGUCGUUGAACAGCUUGGUGGGGAUUGAGUCUUCCUUUUGCUCCUUCAUGCAAAUGUUUUCCCAGGAUCAUUCCUGAGUCCAUUUGUCUCCUGAUCUGUUUCCAGAGGCACAGCUUCUGGCCUGCAGGAGCCCUCCACGCCGGCACAGCCCCCGGCCUCCUUCCGCUAGACAGUUCACUCCGAAGUCGGGGCUGGGGUCCUGCCCGCAGGGACUCUGCAGAAGUCGUUCAAAAUGAUGUAAAACCAAAUCUUGAUGGCAGGAGACUGAGCUUCCUGAUCUAGACAGACAACUAGGUACUUAAAAAGGGGUCUGGGGGCGUCUUCCGUCUCUGUAAAUACCCACAUGCUUGUGCGUCGUAAACCAAGUGUGUGUUCCCGUGUGUGAAUUUAUAGAACUGAUUUCUGCUUCAAGAGAAGCUGCACCUUUAAUUUUGUAAGGCCCCUUCCACCCGUAACCCUAUAAAUACUUGUAAAUAGAACGCCGAAAUUUGUAGCGAUAGGAUCAACUUGGGAAUAUCUGCUGAGAGACCAAAAAGUUCAUUUUUUUAAGUACCUUGGUUAAAGAGUAAAGAUUAUUCCUCUUAUUUUUUAAAAGAAGAAUGCACUUUAACAGCUGCAUGGGCAGUUCAGAGCCCGUGAGGUGCAGUGCCGUUCAGAAAUCACACUUCCUGGAAACCGUUCAGAAGCAGAGUGUAGACGGGCUGUUGCGCUCACGGCCCAGAGGCGGAAGCUUGGGUGCCUGCCGGUGUGGACGCCAGCGAGGCUGCCACGUGGGCAUGGCCGGAAGCUUCCGACGGGCCUGUGACCGGCGGGUCCCGUGCUGACCACUAACUAGCAAAACUGACAGAAACACAGAGCCCAGAGCUGAAGAGCCCUUACUGCUGGUGUGCACUCCUCACCAUUGCAGACUCCGCAAAUGGAGUUUUACAGUCUGUAUUUAAAAAUUGUAUGUUUGUAACAAAUAAAGUAUGCAGAAAAGUGAA
Molecule: messenger RNA, 8424 nt
Organism: Mustela erminea (ermine)
Lineage: Eukaryota; Metazoa; Chordata; Mammalia; Carnivora; Mustelidae
Gene: PURB
Product: purine rich element binding protein B
Exons: 1
Coding region: 115-1032 (305 amino acids)
Biological process (GO): regulation of transcription by RNA polymerase II
Cellular component (GO): nucleus
Molecular function (GO): purine-rich negative regulatory element binding; DNA-binding transcription factor activity, RNA polymerase II-specific; RNA polymerase II transcription regulatory region sequence-specific DNA binding
Source: RefSeq, a predicted model, not a curated record